AUGACAGAUAAUAAGCCAACUCUCCAUCACUUCGAUCACUCCCAGUAUCAACGUAUCCUCUGGCUUCUUGAAGAGCUAGGUGUUGAAUACAAUGUGAUCUACCACUUCCGCAAACCUGUCGAUGAUCCUAUUGUCCCUUUUCGCUCUCCCGAAUCCCUCAAAGCCCUCGGCCCAUAUGGAAAGGCCCCAGUUCUCACAACUGGGACCGCGAAUGGCAAUCGAUAUACUCCCGAGAGCGAUGCCAUAUGCACAUAUCUUCUUCGCAAUUUUGACACUGAGGAUAGGAAUGGAAAGGUAGAGUGGCUUGAUGGUCCUGAGUUGAGGGAGCUUCUAACUAUCUUGGACGAAGAACUGAAAAAUGCACCGGAAGGCGGGUAUUUCAUGGGGAAGAAUCCUGGUAGAGCCGAUAUUAUGAUGAAGUUCCCAAUGAGCUUCGUAAAACAUAGAAAUCGGGUUGAUCUGGAAAAGGAAUUUCCUAGAUUAGAUGAGUGGUUGAAGAGAAUUUAUGAUAGGCCUGCCUGGAAGCGGGGAUCGCAGAAGGGUAAUGGUUCUUAUGAUCUCAACGUCUUCCCCAAACGAGCUGUGACUUGA
Molecule: messenger RNA, 591 nt
Organism: Botrytis porri
Lineage: Eukaryota; Fungi; Ascomycota; Leotiomycetes; Helotiales; Sclerotiniaceae
Exons: 3
Coding region: 1-591 (196 amino acids)
Source: RefSeq, a predicted model, not a curated record